AUUUCACGUGCAGUCUACUAACGCCAACGUGCAUAUGGUGCAAGACAUUGAGCAGUUUUAAACACACGGUUUGUUUCACGUCUAAUCGGACACAAACAGCAGACAAUCGUUGAUGGAGCAGUGAACUUGCAGGAGGAAGCAGGAAAUUGAAAACUUUGGACGGCAUCAUCUUUGUUCUGCUAACAACAUGGACCUCGGACUUCCACUUAGUUCUGGCUGUACUGAAACGCACCAGGUUGACCUGAGAGUGAUUGUGAAAGAAGAAGAUGUAAAAGAGGAGGAAUAUGGUCACAUGAUUUCAUGUCCAGAUGAAGGAGAAAAGCCCUUUGCAGAGCUUCACUGUAAAACUGAAACAGACGUCACAGAGUCACCAAGGUCAACAUACAAUGAACUGCUAGAGACAACAGUGAAGACUGAAGUGAAGAUAGAAGAAGAGGAAGUGAAGAAAGAGGAAGAGGAGGAAGAAGAAGUGAAUAAAGAGGAGGAAGAAGAGGAGGAGGAGCAGCAUGAACAUCUGUCUCCGUACAAUGAACUGCUACAGACCACAGUGAAAACUGAAGAGGAGGAGAAAGAAGAAGAGGAAGAAGUGAAUAAAGAAAAGGAGGAAGAAGAGGAGGAGGAGGAAGAGCAGCAUGAACAUCUGCUAGAAAGUGUAUCAGACCACUCAUAUGCAGUGCAACAGCAGAUCCAUGGACAGAAUGAUGGACUCAACCUGCAGCUGCAAGGAAGGCUGCACCACUGCACUGUGUGCAGGAAGAGCUUCAACACACUUUCUGAACUCGAGAAACACCAGCAAACACACUGCCCUGGUUUCACAUCUGAAAAUCCAUAUGCUGAUACACGCUGGCGAAAAGCCUCAUGA
Messenger RNA from Sardina pilchardus (European sardine), 862 nucleotides. Its product is annotated as cilia- and flagella-associated protein 251-like. The transcript is spliced from 4 exons. NCBI's taxonomy places the organism in Eukaryota, Metazoa, Chordata, Actinopteri, Clupeiformes, Clupeidae. The coding region runs from base 188 to 862 and encodes 224 amino acids. The record is from RefSeq and is a predicted model, not a curated record.